GGCGGUUUUCUCCUCGCUCUUGCUCCUCUUUGGUGUUGUCUCUCAUUGUUGAUGGUGGUUCGUCCUCAUUAUUAGUAGAUCCUUUAUGCUUUUCCACUCGCUUCGGGUUGGACUUGCUCGUCUUGCACUCGCCGAAUCAACACUCUCGACCGCAUCACGUCGAAUUUUGUGUACAACCUCAGCUCGAGCUCCGACUGACGACAGCAAGCAGCAGCAGCAGUUCGAUCGUUACACACGGCAAUCCGACGGUCCACUUACUGAUCAGAAGAGAGCAUUUCAACAACACAACAUUAAGAAAAUGAGAGAUACACAAUAUGGUGACAGAUACGGAGGAGGAGGUGGAGGCCGUGGAGGUUAUGGUGGCGGCGGACGUGGAGGAAGCGGAAGUCGUGGCGGAAGCAGUGGACGAGGCGGUGGGUAUGAAAGUCGUGGAGGCUACGACAGUCGUGGCGGCGGUUACGAUAGCCGUGGUGGUUACGACCGUGGCGGUUACGAAAGCCGAGGCGGUGGCGGUGGCUACGGCGGUGGAGGUUAUGGUGGCGGAGGCAGUCGCGGCUUCGGUGGCGGCGGCGGAGGUAGAGGAGGUGGUGGCGGAGGUGGCGCCAGUAAUCCCGGUGGCCGUCUUCGCGACAUCGACUGGAGCAAAGAGAACCUCAAGCCGAUCCAGAAAAAUUUCUAUCAUGAGAAUGCCGCCGUUGCUCGCAGGGACCAGUAUAUAAUCGACCAGUGGAUCUCAGAAAAUCAAGUCACUUUGGACGGUCGCGGCAUACCACGCCCGAUCUUCGAAUUCAGUGAAUCAUCUCUACCCAAUGAGCUUACUGAUUUACUCUAUGCAAAGUUCCAAAAGCCCACUGUGAUUCAAUCGAUAUCGUGGCCGAUCGCAAUGAGUGGUCGUGACAUCGUUUCGAUCGCUAAAACCGGUUCCGGGAAAACGUUGGCGUUCAUGCUGCCCGGUAUUGUUCACACCACAAAACAACCGCCCAGAGGCCGCAAUGAGGGUCCAUCAGUACUCGUUUUGCUACCUACUAGAGAGUUGGCUCAGCAAGUGCAGGAGGUGUCUGUUGACUUUUGCAAUCAUCUUGGUUUGAAAAUGACUUGUUUGUUCGGUGGAGCAUCGAAAGGGCCACAAGCUCGUGACCUAGAACGAGGUGUUGACAUCGUAGUCGCGACACCAGGUCGUCUUUUGGACUUCCUCGACAAUGGUACUACCAAUAUGAAACGGUGUUCUUACUUGGUGCUUGAUGAAGCUGAUAGAAUGCUCGAUAUGGGUUUCGAGCCACAGAUUCGCAAAAUUAUAGGACAAAUUAGACCUGAUCGUCAGACUCUUAUGUUCUCCGCUACUUGGCCGAAAGAAGUGCGCAAUCUUGCAUCAGAUUUCCAACAUGAUGCCGCUUUCCUAAAUGUUGGCUCAAUGGAGCUCGCUGCAAACCAUAAUAUUACUCAGUAUGUCGAUGUUAUUGAAGAACAUGCCAAGCAACCACGCUUGAUGCAACUCUUGAAUGAUAUUAUGAAUCAGCCCGAAUGUAAAACCAUUAUCUUUGUGGAAACAAAACGUAAAGCAGAUGAUUUGACCAGAUGGAUGCGACGCGAUGGUUGGCCAACGCUAUGUAUCCAUGGUGAUAAGAAUCAGGGAGAACGUGAUUGGGUGUUGAGUGAAUUCAAAGCUGGCAAGACUCCGAUCAUGCUAGCCACAGAUGUUGCAGCACGUGGAUUAGAUGUCGAUGACAUUAAGUAUGUUAUUAACUAUGACUACCCUAAUAAUUCGGAAGAUUACGUCCAUCGUAUUGGACGAACAGGUCGUCGUGAGAAAAAGGGAACCGCCUACACCUUCUUCACCCCUCAAAAUGCCCCUAAAGCCCGAGACUUGAUAAAAGUGUUAGAUGAAGCCGGACAAGUAGUCCCUCAAGCCCUCCGAGACCUACAAGCCAGAGCUGGAAGUGGAGGAAACAGUCGAGGUCGAUGGGGUGGUAGUGGAGGUGGAAUGAAGCGUGGAUAUAAUGGAGGAGGAGAUGACUACGCCGCCAAGAAAGCCCGAUAUGAUGGUGGCGGUUAUGGCGGUGGCGGCGGCGGUGGACGAUGGUAAAUAUGAAUGAAACAAAGAAAUCUGUUCUAUAUAGCUUAUUGUGUGUGAAACUAUGAUCUUCAUUAUGUAUCCAAUACAUUAAUAAUAAACGUGUUACUUGUUAGUGAAUAAAACUAAUAAGUUGAUUGUUUUCUUAUGUGAUUGAUUUGUGACUGAUAGUCGAUUUUAACCUGAAAAUAAAAAUAUUUG
Messenger RNA from Cylicocyclus nassatus, 2272 nucleotides. Lineage: Eukaryota; Metazoa; Nematoda; Chromadorea; Rhabditida; Strongylidae. The record is from the annotation of a GenBank genome assembly.